AUGAUUCUGUCAGCUUCACGCAUCAUUGCGAAGCAUGCUUUCGAUUUUGUAUGUGUUCUGCAACGAAAAAGGCAAACAGAUUAUGAACACACUAAAGUUUCAACGAUAGCGUAUUUGGCUUUCAUGGUUGGUUUGUUUCUAUUCUUUUAUUUAAUUGGUUCGGUGUUGAUAAUGAAGAUUGAUAAAUUCUCAUAUGGCGAUGCCCUUUAUUACAGCUUCAUAACUCUGUCAACAAUCGGCUUCGGUGAUUUUUACCAAGCCGAAAUGUUUGAAAGCGAUCACCUUGGAAAACAAGUGGGCAUGACGUUGUUUAUGUUUUUCUGGGUGUUGAUUGGCUUAUCAAUUACUGCAUCACUGGUUAUCGUCAUAGCAUCAGUAAUAAAACUACCGACUUUGUCAAAAUCGAAAGUUGAAAAAAAGCCCAACAAUGAAAAUUUAAUUCAAAAUGAUGAAGAUCAAUGUUAUAUUUGA
Molecule: messenger RNA, 471 nt
Organism: Hydractinia symbiolongicarpus
Lineage: Eukaryota; Metazoa; Cnidaria; Hydrozoa; Anthoathecata; Hydractiniidae
Product: potassium channel subfamily K member 2-like
Exons: 1
Coding region: 1-471 (156 amino acids)
Biological process (GO): potassium ion transmembrane transport
Cellular component (GO): membrane
Molecular function (GO): potassium channel activity
Source: RefSeq, a predicted model, not a curated record